Messenger RNA from Leptosomus discolor (cuckoo roller), 432 nucleotides. The record is from RefSeq and is a predicted model, not a curated record. Lineage: Eukaryota; Metazoa; Chordata; Aves; Leptosomiformes; Leptosomidae.
UGCCAGGGAGAGCCGUUCAGCAGUGAGACCGACAAGCUCUGCAACCCCAGCGGCAUCUUCUUCCCUGCUUUCCGUGUCAACCGGACGAGCGAGAGGAAAGAGGUCAUGGUGGCCAUGUACAAGCUCUUCGCCUUCCUCAACGCCUCUCUGGGGAACAUCACGCGCGACCAGGAGGAGCUCAACCCCACGGCCAAGGAGCUCCUCGACCGGCUCCACAACACCACCAAGACCACCCGCGGCCUCAUCUCCAACCUCACCUGCCUCCUCUGCAAGAACUACAACAUCUUCCAGGUGGACGUCAGCUACGGGGAGAGCUCCAAGGGCAAGGGCACCUUCAAGAAGAAGCAGCAGGGCUGCCAGGUGCUCAGGAAGUACGUGCAGGUCAUCGGCCAGGCGGCCCGCGUCCUCCUACCUCAUCUCAGCCCCCCGUGA